Messenger RNA from Mollisia scopiformis, 1287 nucleotides. RefSeq names its product mannitol 1-phosphate dehydrogenase. Gene Ontology annotation, molecular function: FAD binding. The record is from RefSeq and is a predicted model, not a curated record. Gene Ontology annotation, biological process: secondary metabolite biosynthetic process. The coding region runs from base 1 to 1287 and encodes 428 amino acids. NCBI's taxonomy places the organism in Eukaryota, Fungi, Ascomycota, Leotiomycetes, Helotiales, Mollisiaceae. The transcript has 3 exons.
AUGGGAUCCAUCGAGCAAGCUCCCGUAACGAGCAGCAGUCACCAUCCCUUUUCCCUUGCCAUCGUCGGCUCAGGAAUCGGCGGACUCGCCCUCGCAAUUGGUCUCCUCGCCCAGAAAGUCCCAGUAACAAUCUACGAAGCGGCUCCAAAGUUUGAUGCCGUAGGCGCAGGCAUCGGUCUCGGACCCAAUGCACUGAAAGCAAUGGAACUCAUGGACCCGAAAUUCGCACGCCUGUAUGACGAGAUCAAAGUAGGGAAUACGAGUCCCGAACGUCAGCAUGAACAGAUUGAGAUUUUGAGCGUGGAAGAGGGAUUUGGGAGUAAUGUUGGUCAUGAAAAAUUUGAGAGGAGUAGUGCGCAUCGGAGAGCGUUGUUGGAGGUUAUGAAAAGUUUGAUUCCUGAGGGUAGUGUCAAGUUUAACAAGAGAGUUGUUAAGGUUCUGCAAAAUGGCAAGUCGGAGAAGGUGGAGCUGGUGUUUGGCGAUGGUGAGAGAGUAAUAGUGGAUGCUGUAGUUGGAUGUGAUGGUAUCAAGGGAAUGACAAGAGAAGCAGUGCUUGGUGAUAGAUGGCCAGAGGAAGUGCCUGCCAAAUACUGCAACACCUAUGUCUACAGAGGCAUUGCUCCGAUGGAAGAAGCGAAAAAGAUUAUCGGCUCUUAUGCGGAAGAUGCAAGGUGGUGGAUGGGAAUUGGAACAGGAUGGGCCAUGUACCCAAUCUCUCAAGGUAGAGAAGCAAACAUUGUUGCGUUUAUGCAGGAUGAGAACCAAUGGAAUGGAGAACAAGCAGCGAGGGAAGUUACCAGAGAGGAAAUGGAAGCUGAGUUUGAGGGAUUCGAUAGCCGACUCAAAGGCCUGUUAGUAUACUUGAAGCCUAUGAAGUGGCCGUUGUUCGAUCAUCCUGACACUCCAACGUAUAUUAAUGGAAGAGUGUGUCUCCUUGGCGAUUCAGCGCAUGCGUCCAGUCCCAGUCAAGCAGCUGGUGCUGGGCAGGGACUGGAAGAUGCAUUAAUACUAUCAAGGCUUCUUGGCUUGAUAAAGGAUGCGUCACAACUGGAUGCUGCUUUUGAGGUGUAUGAUGUUAUCCGUCGACCACGAGCUCAAGGUGUUGUGCAAGCGAGUCGAGAAGUUGGAUUGGAGUACUUCCUCGGACACCCAAAAUUGGGAACCGAUUUGCAAAAGAUAACGGACGAUGCCAAUAAACGACUUCCAGAGCUCUGGUGGUAUGAUCUAGAAGGGGACAUUAGGAAAGCUGAGCAGAUGUUCUCGCAAAAGAUAGACAAAUCAAUGUGA